AUGUUCCCGAUUAUUCCGACACACAUGCUAAACGGAACACCAUCGUCAACGUCGUUGGGUAAAAUGGCAUUGAAUCCCACCAGUUCCAGUUAUUCGAAUGCAUUUUGGAAUGUUUGGACCGAGGACUUUCUACGACGCAAGUACAUUUCGACCGCUUCGAGUGACCAUUGCUUGACAAAUCAUUCGAUCGAUGCCAUGACGACGACUGAGACGAAAACUCGUGACAGUAAACGAAUCAAAAUCGAACCAAAACCAAAUCGAGGAUCAUAUGCCGCUGAAGCGAUAGCCAAAGAUUCCAAAACCAGAUCAUUCGAUUGCAUCGACUUGAGUGGCACGGAACAAGAAGCCAAAAGCAAAAGUUUUAUUACCAUCGAUACAUCAUCGGGUUAUAUUGCAAACGAUCAACAUUACUCGGAGAGCACGUGGCUGCGUAGCCUAACACUGGCUCAUGACACAUAUAGUCAUAAUGCUCAAUUGGAAAUCACCAGCGAUCAUCGGUUGCGAGUGAAAAUCGUCAAGCAUUUAGUGAUUGACGAGGAGAUUCAAUUGUGGUUCUCCGAUGAAAUACUUGCCAUUUUGACCGUUCCAUUCCUAACACCCGCCAAUAUUUUAGGAAAAAACUGUUACAAAUGCAUCGAUUGUGAGAAAACGUACGAAAAUCCGAAUCCGUUAAAAAUUCACCUGGCAACAAAAUGUGAUCGAUACACGAUGGAUGACUUAUGGUCUCGACUCAACGCAAUUUUACCAUUAAAAUCGUACACAUUGGCACAGCCAAUCAGCCCAUUCCGCCACCAUCACCAUCACCACCACCACCAUCAGCCGACGACAACACCAAUCCAAAGCGCCGAAAAUUCAUCCAAACUGUUUCAAUCACUUGACACAUCGGAUCGUUUGCGUGCAACGUCCAUUCCAUCAUUUGUGCCUUCGUCGAGUCCACAUUUUGUUCCGCCAAUCACCAGCCAAUGUAUGACGACCACAAGUCUGGUGACUCCAUCGUCGUUUCAUCGUCAAUUUUCAUUGCAAAAUUUGCAUCAGUUAUCUGCCUUUCAACCCAUUCCAAUGUCACUAUCACCGCCACAAAUCCACCAAUUUGCCCCACAUUCUGCGCACAAUUUCCAUCAAAAUGCAGCGUCGUCGACAGUGAGUCAUUCAAUUCCACAGCCAUCAUCAAAUGCACCGAUGAAUACGGUGGUGUCACAAGGUGAAAAGGUUGUGGCCGCCGCGGCGGCUCAAUUGGAGACAAUCGUCAGCAAUAUGGGAACAUCGAAACAAGGACACAUUUGCAUUUACUGCGGUAAAUUGUAUUCAAGGAAAUAUGGACUUAAAAUUCACAUAAGAACACACACCGGAUUUAAGCCGCUCAAGUGCAAAUAUUGCCUGCGGCCGUUCGGUGACCCAAGCAAUUUAAACAAACACAUUCGAUUACAUGUUCAGGAGAAAUCACUCUACAAAUGCCAUGUGUGUAGCAAAAUUUUAGUACGACGUCGAGAUUUGCUGCGUCACAUGAAUAUUAAGCACAAUGUAACGACAGCAGAAGGCAGUACGUCAGAAGGGCAAUUUAGCGGCGAAUGUGAAAGUAGCAACGACAACAUGACCCAACACUCGACAAAUGGUUUCAACGAAACCAACAGCAGCCGAAGUAAUAGUGUCUGCGAUAUUAGUUCAAACGAAGAUGAUGACGAUGAUGAUUAUGACGUAAGAGUCGAUGUCGAUUAA
Messenger RNA from Sitodiplosis mosellana (orange wheat blossom midge), 1716 nucleotides. It is a transcript of the gene Prdm13, whose product is annotated as zinc finger protein Xfin. The record is from RefSeq and is a predicted model, not a curated record. The transcript is spliced from 2 exons. Gene Ontology annotation, cellular component: nucleus. The coding region runs from base 1 to 1716 and encodes 571 amino acids. NCBI's taxonomy places the organism in Eukaryota, Metazoa, Arthropoda, Insecta, Diptera, Cecidomyiidae.